UAUGGAAGAAGCAUCGGAAUUUGUUUAUGCUGCCGUUGUAAAUAUACCAAAGGACUCGUACCGUUCCGUUGAUUUACGUGCUUUCUUUAAUGAAUUUGUCGAGAAUGGACAAUUAAGCUGCUUUCAUUUUCUACAUAGAAGUAUACAUGGUCACAAGGAUCAUUGUGUAGCGUUUAUUAAAAUCUCCUCAAAGUUUUAUAAAACAUUUGAGAGAGCCUAUCAUAGUGUGCAGUAUUACGAUAAACACAAUAAACUUAGGGAUAGCUUUUGCGUAAUUUUACCUUUAAACUACGGAAAAACUUGCCCUGAAUUUUCAAGAAUAUACUCAGUCAACAUAUCAUUAACCACUGGAACAAAUUUACAAGAUGUAGGUAAAGAUGACUUUUUAUCGUUUAGAGAAUUUAAUCCUCCACCUUUAUAUCCUAAUGGAAACGUUGGAACUCCUUCGAAAUACUUUAACGACUUAAUUGCGGCGUCAAAAUUACCGACUAACAUUAUUAAACGUUUGGAAUUAACUACACCUCGUUUAAUUAAGAAGUACGCUCGUGUUAGAUAUGAUUAUCCGGCAAAGAGAACAUCCCGACAGAAAGAUGAAGAUAACGAUGAAACUAACGAGGUAAAUAGUCAAGGCGAAAGUACAGACAGCGCUUCUUCGUUUCUCAACAUGGAAACUCCUAAAGGAUGUCUUCCUGGUGAAAGAUUAAGUGAAAGUAAACAUAUCCGACUCUUACCUGUCUCGUUUAAACUAAUUUCCCGUGCCAAGAGCACAAACACGAGAGAAAAACUUUCCGCCGCUCAAGCUUCAAUUAGCAGCCAUGAAGAAGAAGAAGAAGAAGAAAAACAGAAGAUAAAAACCUCUCAAUCGGAUAGUGAACCAGAAGAAGAAUGGGAUCGUCGUCUGGCAAUAUCUGAUGAUCCAAUGAAAUUGGAACACAACAAGGAGAUAGUCUAUGAAAGUCCAAUGGAAGUUGUUUGGGAAAAAGGUGGACCCGGUUUGGUAUGGCAGACAGAUGAAAGCGAACGUAGAAACUAUGACUUUGAUGAAAUUACAACUGACGAUUGGGAUAUGGAUAUGGCUAUUUAUAAAAAGGGAACGGAACUUUGUGCUUCAAAAGACGCAAUAGAUAUGGCAGAAAUGCGAAAAGAGGCUAAAAAUCGUUCAGAUGGACCGGAAUCAGCUUUUGCAAAACACCGACAAACUUUUCCAAAAAGAAUGCUCUCGAAACAAGGUUGGUCUGAAGGCCAGGGUUUAGGUAAAAAUAACCAGGGCAUUAGCGAAGCACUUUCAGCCGAUGGGCAAAGGAAUCGGAGAGGACUUGGAUAUUAUGGCGAAAAAGUUAUAUGGAAGGAUAAUAUUACAAAACCAUCAGAUAAACCAAAGAAACUUAAACGCAACCCAGAAACCAUUCUGAUCGCAUCAGCUUACGACAAUCUAUCGGAAUUGGAUAAAAAUCCUGAGGGUGAUGAAAGGGCUAGUCAUUUGCAAAUGAAAUAUCGUGAUGGUGUUCGUUUUCCAAAAACUCCGAAACUUAUCUAG
Dimorphilus gyrociliatus is the source of this 1537-nucleotide messenger RNA. Lineage: Eukaryota; Metazoa; Annelida; Polychaeta; Dinophilidae. The record is from the annotation of a GenBank genome assembly.